Molecule: messenger RNA, 729 nt
Organism: Rotaria sp. Silwood1
Lineage: Eukaryota; Metazoa; Rotifera; Eurotatoria; Philodinida; Philodinidae
Source: the annotation of a GenBank genome assembly
UAUAUUGUUUUUCAAGUAAAUAUUCUACUGAUUCCUCUUUUUUUUUUUAUUGAAUUUUUUAAAACUUAGUUUGAUAUCAAUAACACACUAAAUGAUCAAUUAUUAGAACGAGUAACUGUUCAAAUCGAUGGAUCAGCUGAAGGUUUUGAAGUUGUCCAUUAUACUCCUUGUCAAGUUAUUAAAUGUAAUGAUACGGGUACAACUUAUACAUUAGUUAAAUUACCUGAUGAUUCAUCAGCUGUAACUGGUACAUUAGCAUGUACAAUGAAAUAUACAGUUAAAGAUUGUGAUCCAACGACGGGUGUAUCAGAUGAUGAAGAAGGUUAUGCUGAUGAAUUUCUUGAAGAUAUUGAAAUAACAGUUAGUGAUCAUGUACAAAAAGUACUUAAACCAAAUUGGUCUGCUUCAUGGGAAGAAAUUGGAGCUGAAAAUGAACUUGAAGAUACAUAUACAUUAUUAAUUCCAACACUUGAAGAAUGUGUGAAGAAAAUAAUAAAUUAUAUGGGAAUGCAAGCUUGUGAACGAUCAGACAAAAUUCCAGAAGGCAAAGCAUCACAUGCAUUUUAUUUAGCGGGUGUCUAUCGUGGUGGACAUGAUGUACUUGUUCGAGCAAAAAUGGCAUUGGGUGGUACAACAGUAUAUCCAGGAGCACAAGCUAUUACCAUGCAAUUAACAAUACGUUCGACAGAUGGAUCAGCUGUGCAAGUUAUUGCUUCAGGAGUCGAAUAA